GAAACCUACCGAAACGCGGAGACCCGCUGUCUACUGGCCGCCUCUUCAUGCGCCACUUCAUCAAAACCAUCUAGGUUAUUUGAUCCUUUUCCAAGUAAUCUCCGCAUUCAUCCACACAGUACCAUCAAUAUCUGAAAUUCCAUCGCCAAUUCGAGUAAACAUCGUUCGCCAGGUUAACUUUACUUACCGUUUUGCCUCUGAUAUGGAAUUUUGAUUUAGGGUGUGGGAUACCAGAGUUUUAUUUGUGCUUGUUUAGAUAUUUGUGUAUAUCUAUUGAAUAUGGCGAUGUUGAAGGAUAUAUUACCUCCUGUGAAACAAAAUAAUCCCACGUUUUAUGACCAUGCUAGUGAUCCAUGGUUUAAGAAUAGAUAUAGUUCAUCUGAGGAGGAACAAUCUCGUGAGAUAAAACUCAAACCUGUACCUCCCUACCUGAAGCGUCAAGGUUUUGUUCCACGAAAGAUUGAAGAUUUUGGUGAUGGAGGUGCAUUUCCGGAGAUUCAUUUGGCUCAGUAUCCUCUUGACAUGGGUAGAAAUAGAGCUGCUAAGCCUGGAUCAAAGAUUCUACCCGUCACUGUUGAUGCACAUGGCAAUGUAGCCUAUGAUGCUAUUGUUAGGCAAAAUGAGAACUCCAAAAAAAUUGUUUACUCACAGCAUAAAGAUAUUGUUCCGAAGAUUUUGAGAAAUGAUGAAGAGAGUGAAGAUGAUGAUGAGGAGUUGCAGCGGGAGAUUGAAGAAACUACACAGGAAACUAAAGCUGCUCUUGAAAAGAUUGUGAAUGUGAAGCUGAGUGCAGCACAGCCAAAGAAUGUACCACAACAGUCGUCUGAAUCAAAGUAUAUUAAGUACAAGCCAUCACAGCAGUCAGUGGCCUUUAAUUCAGGUGCUAAGGAGAGAAUUAUUAGAAUGGUUGAGAAGCCUGUGGAUCCACUUGAGCCACCAAAGUUCAAGCACAAGAGGGUUCCAAAGGCCUCUGGUUCUCCCCCUGUACCAGUCAUGCAUUCCCCACCACGGCCUGUAACUGUAAAAGAUCAACAAGAUUGGAAGAUCCCACCUUGUAUAUCAAAUUGGAAGAACCCAAAGGGCUAUACAAUCCCCCUAGAUAAGCGUCUUGCAGCUGAUGGAAGAGGUCUUCAGGAAGUUCAGAUUAAUGACAACUUUGCUAAACUAUCAGAGGCUCUCUAUGUUGCUGAGCAAAAGGCUAGAGAAGCUGUUGCAAUGAGAUCAAAGGUGCAGAAGGAGAUGCUCAUGAAGGAGAAGGAAAGGAAAGAGCAGGAACUGAGGGCCUUGGCUCAGAAAGCACGGUCUGAGAGGACUGGGGCAGCACCCCCACCAUCUAUGUCAAUCCCAUCUGAGAAGAAUGCAAUGGAUGCUGAUGAUAUGGGAGGGGAAUAUGAGCGUGUGAGAGAAAAAGAAAGGGAUAUGCCAAGAGAGACACGAGAAGAAAGGGAGCAACGAUUGCAGAGAGAGAAAAUUCGUGAGGAGAGACGUCGAGAGAGGGAGAGGGAGAGAAGGUUGGAGGCCAAGGAUGCUGCCAUGGGAAAGAAGAGUAAGAUUACGAGAGACAGAGAUCGGGACAUUAGUGAGAAAGUUGCUCUUGGUAUGGCCUCUGCCGGAGCAGCAAGAGGAGGUGAGGUUAUGUAUGACCAAAGGCUGUUCAACCAGGAGAAAGGAAUGGACUCUGGCUUUGCCACUGACGACCAGUACAAUGUGUAUGACAAGGGCUUGUUUACUGCUCAGCCUACACUUUCAACCCUGUAUAGGCCAAAGAAAGAUGCUGAUGCUGAAAUGUAUGGAAAUGCAGAUGACCAGUUAGAGAAGAUCAUGAAAACUGAUCGAUUUAAAGCCGAUAAGGGUUUUGCAGGCAGCUCUGAGAGGCCUGGUCCAAGAGACAGGCCAGUUGAAUUUGAAAAGGAAGCCGAAGAAGCUGAUCCAUUCGGUCUCGAUCAGUUCUUGACAGAGGUGAAGAAGGGGAAGAAAACAAUGGACAAAGUUGGUAGUGGAGGGACUCUUAGAGCUAGCGCUGGAUCUUCAAUGCGAGAUGAUUAUGGAGGUUCUGGUAGAACUCGUAUAGGGUUUGAGAGGGGCCGUUAAGCUGUUAAAUAUCCUCAUUAAUUAAUAUGUACUUGUAUUUUAAUAUUUGGGACAAUUAAAUUUCCUCCAAGCUACUUUAUCGCUUUGUUGCUUUCUUUGUAUUUGUACUAAAUCAAUGUUUUCUUUGUGAUGCCA
This is a messenger RNA of Mangifera indica (mango), 2226 nucleotides long. Its product is annotated as SNW/SKI-interacting protein-like. Bases 280 to 2091 code for a protein of 603 amino acids. Lineage: Eukaryota; Viridiplantae; Streptophyta; Magnoliopsida; Sapindales; Anacardiaceae. Gene Ontology annotation, cellular component: spliceosomal complex. The record is from RefSeq and is a predicted model, not a curated record. Gene Ontology annotation, biological process: mRNA splicing, via spliceosome. The transcript is spliced from 2 exons.